This is a messenger RNA of Rhinocladiella mackenziei CBS 650.93, 1536 nucleotides long. RefSeq lists its product as uncharacterized. Gene Ontology annotation, biological process: L-arabinose metabolic process; polysaccharide catabolic process. The record is from RefSeq and is a predicted model, not a curated record. The transcript has a single exon. Gene Ontology annotation, molecular function: alpha-L-arabinofuranosidase activity. The coding region runs from base 1 to 1536 and encodes 511 amino acids. Lineage: Eukaryota; Fungi; Ascomycota; Eurotiomycetes; Chaetothyriales; Herpotrichiellaceae.
AUGACGACUCUCACAGCCACCAGGUCAACCCCGUCAAUUACCGUCUUUCCCUCGCACAAGGUCUCGAAGAUUAAUCGCAAUAUUUACUCGGGUUUCACCGAGCACAUGGGCCGUUGCAUUUAUACGGGAAUCUAUGACCCUUCUAAUCCCAACCAGGACCUAAUCGACCACCAAGGCUUUCGAAAAGAUGUCCUCGAGGCAUUGAGGCCUCUCGACAUCCCUGUAUUCCGUUAUCCGGGAGGAAACUUCUGCGCAACUUAUCACUGGCAAGAUGGCAUUGGUCCCGUCAAUGAGCGCCCAUCCAGACCCGAGCUCGCCUGGGGAAAUAUUGAAACCAACCGAUUUGGCACCGAUGAGUUCAUGGCAUGGUGCAAAGCGGUCAAUGCCGAGCCAUAUCUGUGUUUGAAUCUCGGGACGGGGACGCUGGAUGAAGCCAUGGCAUGGGUGGAAUAUUGCAACGGGACGAAAAACACAUACUACGCCAAUCUUCGUGGCCAAAACGGGCACCCAGAGCCAUACAAUGUCAAGUAUUGGGCUCUUGGAAACGAGAUGUGGGGGCCCUGGCAAAUUGAGCAAAUGACUCAAGAAGCAUACGCGGAGAAGGCAGCACAGUGGGCCAAGGCGUUGAAACUUCUAGAUCCGUCUAUCCAACUUAUCCUGUGCGGAAAAGAGGGAGCGACGACCUGGGAUUACCAUACGCUGAGACACUGCCUGCGGCCGGCAGGCCUCAGUGAUCUAGGCGAAGAACGCCUUCCAUUGAUAGACAUGCACAGCAUACACCUGUACACGGCGAGUGAGGACCACUAUGAAAAUGUCACUGCACCUCUGGCCGCGGAGCGCGCCAUUGAAGUCUGCUCCGGCUUGAUUGACCUGGCAAUUGUCGAGAACAAGAUCCCUCCUACCCAGAAGAGACCGGGGAUCUGCUUCGAUGAAUGGAACGUAUGGCUCCCCACGCGGGCGCCAGGCAGUCAAGGCGCAGAGGAAAAGUACACGCUCUCCGACGCACUGGCCAUUGCGGUGUGGUUGAACGUUCUGGUCCGCAAGUCCAAGGACGUCGAGAUGGCCUGUAUCGCGCAGAGCGUCAAUGUGUUGAGCCCACUGAUGACCACAGAGACGGGAAUCAUCAAGCAGACGACCUGGUGGCCGUACGAACUGUUUUGCAAGUUCAUGAAAGGCCACACGGUUGCCGUGCACGUGGCAUGUGAUGCGUACUCGGGCCCGACGAAACCGGAAUGGGUGAGGGGGCUGAAGGAAACGCCCUGGCUGGAUGUCAGUGCGACAGUGGAUGACGAAGGGUGGGUCAGCGUUUGUGUGGUCAACAUGCAUUUGCAGUCAGAUAUGAAGACGGCCGUGGGGGGAGUCGAUGGAGCGAAAGGAAAAGUCAAGGUCUAUACGAUUACAGGGGCAGAUCCAAAAGUCACCAAUAUGGGGGGGAAGGAAGAAGUUGGUUUGAAGGAAUCAGAAUGGGAUGCGAAUGAGGCGGUGUUUGUGUUUCCAAAAUGUUCCAUCACGGUAUUGAGAUGGAAGAUCUCAUGA